AUGAGCAGUACAGGCACUCAUCUUGGGAAUACACCUUUGAAUUUAGCAAAGCUAAGAGAGCUCUCACGAAGAGAGUUACCAGAAAUUCUGGACAAGGUUCGAGGAAAGAAAGGGCUUGUACUUGACCCUACAUUGACCGGGCCACUCAGUUUGAUAGCAGAAUUCACCUUGCUUAAGGACCAUGGUGUAGAAAAGAUUUAUCAUUUGGAGUCUGAUACCCUCGAAACAGAGUGCCCUGGAUUGAUUUACAUUUGUAGACCCAAACUGAAAUACAUGCGCUACAUUGCCAACCAUAUCAAGCACUUUUCGAAUACAUCCAAGAUUGAUUGCUGGUUAUUUUUCGUACCUGAACGUACAAUGGUAUGCGAACGAGUGCUGGAAGAGGAAGGUGUCAAAGGAGAUAUCACGAUUGGCGAUUAUGCCAUGGACUGGAUACCUUGUGAAGAUGACUUGAUUUCAAUGGAAUUGGAUCCCUCCACAUGGAAGGAAAUCUACCUGGACGGAGAUCAAACAUCCAUUUAUUAUGCAGCCAAAUCAUUGAUGCGACUCCAGUCAAUUUAUGGUCUUUUUCCUCGAAUCAUCGGUAAAGGAGAUGGCGCAAAGCAACUGGCAGACAUGUUGCUGCGUAUGAGAAGAGAACAAUCCGUGACAGAUGAAGUUUCCAGCAUCACAGCGGCCAAAACGCCCUCUUUGUUGAACACUGUAUCAAAUCACAUUGAUCAGUUCAUUAUUAUUGAUCGAAAUGUCGAUCUUGUCACACCUUUGUGUACUGAAUUGACUUACGAAGGUUUGAUUGAUGAGACGAUCGGCAUUAAGCAUUGUUUUGUCGAGUUGGAUGCCAACUUGAUCAAUCCUGCUCAACCAGCAGCAGCAGCAGGAACAGCGCCCAAGGGACUCAAUACACCUCAAGUAUCUACGCCUCCAGCAACAUCGACCAAUACCACAUCGCCCAUGAAGAAGAAAAAGUACGUCUUGAAUUCCUCUGAUAAAUUGUUUGGCCAGCUGAGAGAUCAAAACUUUGCUGUUGUGGGUGGCAUGCUGAACAAGAUUGCCAAGAGAAUUAACGAAAACUAUGAGGAGAGACAUAAUGCCAAAACGGUUGCUCAGAUCCGAGAUUUCGUUGGUCGAUUAGGCGAGCUUCAACAAGAGCAUCAAUCCUUGAAAAUUCAUACUGGAAUUGCCGAAGAGAUUAUAGGACAUACAGUGACAGAUGAGUUCAAUAAGGUGUUGGAAGUGCAGCAAAAUGUCGUUGCAGGCAUUGAUGGCAACAAAGAGCCAGACUACAUUGAGGAGAUGAUCAACAAACAAAAGCCGCUUGUUCAAGUAUUGCGAUUACUAUGUCUCAUGUCGUUAGCUCAAGGUGGUUUGAAACAAAAGCUGUUUGAUCAUUUUGAAAGAGAGAUUGUCCAAGCAUAUGGAUAUGAACAUAUUGAAACGUUACACCGACUGGAAAAACUUGGACUUUGGACGAAAAGAACAAAUUCAGCCGCUUCCCGCAGCACAUUUGCACAAUGUAGACGUAUGCUACGUCUUAUUGUUGACGAUGUGGAUGAGUUACAUCCCAAUGACAUCUCGUACGUGUACUCUGGUUACGCACCAUUGAGUAUUCGACUCGUUCAAUGUGCAAUGCAAAAGUUGGGGCAGGGGUCUAUCCAGACAACAGGUAGUAGUGCUGCUAGUCUCUUUUCGUAUGUAGGCACCAGUACAGCCAACUUCAUUCGAGAUAAUGAAAAGCACCAUCACCACACCUCUGCCACUGGUGCAAAUGGUGCUGCUGCAAAUGGUGGCUGGCGUGGAUCGGAGGAUAUACUAAAAUUAUUACCCGGACAAGCGUUUGAUAUCAAACAAACAGUGGAGUAUGGAGCUGAAACGAAUGCAGCCAUGGCACGAGCAAAGAGACAUGGACUUCAACACGGAAAAACGACUAUCAUCUUCUUUUUGGGCGGUUGUACUCAUACGGAAGUAUCGGCUGUUCGAUUCUUGGCUCAGCAUGAUGAAGGCCGAGAUUACUUGGUUGCAACGACUCAAAUCAUCAACGGUAACAGUUUCUUGGCUCCCAUUAUCCAGCAUAGACAUGAUUAG
Messenger RNA from Mucor velutinosus, 2082 nucleotides. RefSeq lists its product as uncharacterized. The coding region runs from base 1 to 2082 and encodes 693 amino acids. The transcript is spliced from 11 exons. Lineage: Eukaryota; Fungi; Mucoromycota; Mucoromycetes; Mucorales; Mucoraceae. Gene Ontology annotation, cellular component: fungal-type vacuole; CORVET complex. The record is from RefSeq and is a predicted model, not a curated record. Gene Ontology annotation, biological process: intracellular protein transport; vesicle-mediated transport.